Molecule: messenger RNA, 7275 nt
Organism: Closterium sp. Yama58-4
Lineage: Eukaryota; Viridiplantae; Streptophyta; Zygnematophyceae; Desmidiales; Closteriaceae
Source: the annotation of a GenBank genome assembly
AUGGCUGCUUCUGGCUGGCUCACUGUGGCUGUUUCUGUUCAGCUCACUUUGUCUGCUUCUACCGGUAGCGCUAUCCUGGUUCUUGAGCUUUACAGUUUAACCGAGCAGGCCAUGGAACAACCAGACGUGUCUCUUAGUCUUAAGCAGAAACGACAGACAUCCCUUCAAGAGGCAUUUCCAGUCAAGAAACCUAGAAGACAGGAGAAGGCAAGCGGUCCAGCAGACAAACAGGGGUUGUUUCAGGUUCAGGCUGAACGAUUACCGUCUGGUGAUGAUGAGGGUGCUUCAACCUUACCUGCAAAUUCGAAUAAAAAUCCCGCUGACAUUGCAGAUACGUUUUACAGGCCUUCGCAUGCGACUGCUGGAGCUAUAUCCUCAAUAGCCCUUGACGUUCGAGCCAGCGGACCAGAAGGAACUGCUGCAGUUGGCAUCGGAGGUCUUCAAGGCAAUAAUUUGCAAGAUUUUCCGCCGGAAGCUUGUACGCUUGAAGGUGGAGCUGAAGUUAGCAGCAAUGGGACCACUGAGACAGUUCCUGUACAGCAUGAUUAUUCACGGCAUAUCAGGAAGGAGAGCUCAUCUCCUGAGGUUCUCUCAGUGAACAGGGCAUUCGGGAGUGCACUGGAAGAGGUAACCCCACCAGAUGCAAUUAUACCUAUUAGGGAUUUUAACACAACUCUUCCCGUGCAGGGACAUGAUCAGACGACAAGAGAACUGCUCAAUCCGCUCCAAGAUGUCACAGCUAUUGUGAAGACUGAAGCCGACGUUCCAACCGGCGGUACAUUCACCAAGCCUGAUUCUGGACAAAAGUGUCAAGUGGAUGUUAGUGAAAGCCGGGAUGCACAAGAUCAGCGUUAUGUUACUCCGAAAGGCGAGCCAAGCGCAGGGAUUGCCAAUGGAAACGGUGGCAGGACUGGCAGCACUGCUUCAGGUAGCCGACCAUGGAGCAUCAAGAACCAUUCCCCGGGGGAUUCGUUCUGGGAAAAAGCAUUUGCGAUGGUGGAAGCCAAAGCAGGGAUACACGAUAAUAUAGAGAGUGCAGGAAUGGCUCCUUCUAUUGCUGCUGCUGCUUCUGGUUUGGAUGUUCCGAGAGAAGGUUGUGUUGCACAAGACCAGCCAGUAGCGAAUGACAAGGGCAGUGCAAGCUGCGGAACGAGAACAAGGGGAGUCUUGGGUGGUUUUGGAAGCCCAAGGUUCCGCCAACGAACGGAAGCCAUACCACCAGCACCAAGGCCUUUGUCUCCGGGAUCCCUGGAUCCUCUUCCGGUUCGGUACCUGGACUUCAGUGCGGAGAAACCUCCUCGUCCACUGCCGAAAGGUACAGCAGCUGGUCGUUCAGAAGGAGAAAAGAGCCUCAAAGUGUCGAAGAAACUGGAGCCUGAUGUUGCCCCACAUGAAGAUAAUGGGAAAGCAUUGAUGGAGCAGCCAGUAGAGAAGGGUUUGCUAAAGGGAUCUGGCUCCCCCGGGUCGUCUGCGGCCACUGCUGACCUGCAACUCUCAGCAUGGCUCCCUUCCCCAGCAUGCAAGGCAUAUGCUCGCAAAGGAGUUACCAAGAUGUAUCCGUGGCAGGUGGAGUGCUUGUCAAAAGAACGUGUGCUUCAUGGGCAGAAUCUGGUCUACAGCGCAUCGACAAGUGCUGGGAAGAGUCUUGUUGCAGAGGUGCUGCUGGUGAGGAGGCUGAUCGCGACUGGAAGGAAGGCAUUGCUGGUGUUGCCAUAUGUCUCCAUAUGUGCUGAAAAGGCAGAACAUAUGGAGGCGGUGUUGGAACCUUUGGGCUAUCGGGUGCGCAAUUUCUUUGGUGCACAGGGAGGAUCAGUGCUCCCUCCGGAUACAAAUCUGGCUGUGUGCACUAUCGAGAAGGCCAAUGCUCUUGUGAACCGGCUUCUGGAGGAAGGGCGACUGGGAGAAGUGGCAAUGGUGGUCGUGGAUGAGCUUCACAUGGUUGGAGAUCCUGCAAGGGGUUACCUGCUUGAGCUACUCCUGACCAAGCUGCGGUAUGCUGCAGGCCUGGGCUCGUCAUCCGCUGGCAAAAGCUCUCCUCCUGAUGCUGCCAAAAGGGCCACGACAAAGCCUCUUGCAGCUGAUGCUGCUGGUAGUGUAAGACCAGCAAAAGGUGGUGAUCGAGGAAGCCCCUCUACAGGAGCUGGCUGGGGAAGCAGUGGCAAGACGGAGGGGGAAGGGUUGCAGAUUGUGGGGAUGAGUGCAACGAUGCGAAACACUUUUGCCAUUGCAAAGUGGUUGAACGCUGUGCUCUAUGAGACUGACUUUCGGCCAGUUCCCCUGCAAGAGUUCAUCAAAGUGGGGAACACGAUAUACGAUACCUUCAUGAACCCCUGUCGCACUGUGCCACCGAACCCAGAUGACAAAGAUAACUUAGUCUUUCUGUGUAAUGAGGUUCUGAGUGAGGGACACUCGGUGCUGAUCUUCUGCUCAGGUCGCUCCCACUGCCAAAAGACGGCACUCCAUGUCGCUAAGCUCCUGCCUCCUUUCAGACCUGUUAACCGCGGAUCAGAACCAGACGACACAAUCUCCACUCCAGAGGAUGUUUUGGAGGCCCUGAAGCGCAUUCCCUCUGGUCUUGACCCGGUUCUUGCUCAGUCCAUCCCUGCCGGCGUGGCUUAUCACCAUGCUGGGCUGACGACGGAGGAGAGGGAAAUAAUUGAGCACAGCUAUCGCCGUGGCAUUGUGAGAGUGCUCACUGCCACGUCUACACUAGCAGCAGGUGUUAACCUGCCAGCACGCCGUGUGAUACUGAGGGAACCAAAGAUGGGCAUGGAUAACCUGGACGCGACACACUACCGCCAGAUGACUGGUAGAGCUGGGAGAGCAGGGAUUGAUGACAAAGGAGAAAGUGUCCUCAUCUGUCAUCCAAAGGAGGUAUCGUGGGUGAAGGAGAUGAUUCAGCAGGGUUGCCAGCCCCUGGCGUCAUGUCUGUCCGAGGCGUACAAGUGCAUGUCGCGUGCACUGCUGGAGGUAGUGGCAGCAGGCAUCGUGCAGACAAGUGUGGAUGUUGGCCGAUAUGUCUCCUGCACGCUUCUCAGCACUCUAAAGUCGUUUGAGGAGGUUAGUGCCUCAGCUAAGGCAUCCUUGAACCAGCUCCGGUCUUCUUCUAUGAUCGAAUGGAACUAUGAAACGCAGACCUGGUCACCCACCCCACUGGGCCAGGCAGCCUUCUGCAGUGCUAUGACUCCUGAGGAGUCUCAGCUGGUCUUCAAGGACUUGGACCGUUCUCGAUGCUGGGGAUGCCUCCUCGCUACUGACCUCCACCACUGUUACCAGGUGACCCCGAUCGCCACAAUGAUUGAACCUGACUGGAAGAUCUUCUACCAGGAAUACCUUCGGCUCUCAGAGAUCGACCAAAGGGUUGCCAAGAACGUGGGGGUGACAGAAGCCUUUCUCGCCAGCAAGGCACAUGGCAGUGCCCGCACCUACAUGGGGCGCUGCAGUCGCAAGGGAAGGAAUGAAGUGGCAGACUCUCCAAAGGGCAGUGUGCCGAUCAAUAGUGUGUCGGAAACCGAGCGCGUCUGCAGGCGGUUCUUCUCAGCCCUUGUCCUGUCCCAAAUUGUACAGGAGGUGCCUAUCGGAGAAGUGUGUGACAGGUUCAGUGUGAACAGAGGGCAGGUUCAACAGCUGCAGGAUAACGCCGGCCGUUUUGCCUCCAUGGUCACUUCGUUCUGCGAGCGCCUAAAGUACGCAGACAUGCAAGCUCUGCUCUCCAAUUUCCAGCAUCGCGUGUACUUUGGCGUGCGCUCAGAGAUUGUGGAGCUCACAGAAAUUCCCUUUGUGAAGGCUGCACGUGCCCGUGCCCUGUACAAGGCAGGUUUGCGGACCACGGAGGCUGUGGCAGAGGCCUCUGCUGCUGAGAUCGCAAAAGCUCUCUCUGACUUCUCAUGGGGAGGCAAGGCUGCAACAGCGCGUGCUCAAGCAAUGAUUGCAGGGAAGAUUCGCAGCGGCGCUCGAAAGGUGCUGUUGGAGAAGGCAGAGGAGGAGCGGAUACAGAUGUUUACCAAGAUGCGAUCACUGGGAAUGAAAAUUCCAGCGGGACUGGAUAAGGCUUUGCACACCUUCCUUUCCCUGGAUGAUUCAUCCGCACCAGCAGCUGCAGCACCAGAUGCAGCCAGAACAGAAACAGCACAGGCAGCAGACGCACUGCGAAGCAGGGAUGGGCAAGAGACAGUGGGUGGUGGCGGUGAUGAUGGUGGUGGUGGUGGUGGUGGUGGUGGUGGUGGUGGUGGUGGUGGUGAUGGUGCUGUUGCUGGUGGGGCUGCUGCUCCCGUGAACCGUGCUGAUGACAAUUAUCCAGCAGCAGGUAUGGAGGAGUCGCCAGAUGAGACCAUGGAGGACAUUGAAUUCGCUGUGGAUGUGCUCACACAAGAAGAAGCUGCUGAAGACAAGGAUCAAUGGGAGGAGCAGAGCGAGUACUGUAUAGACCUGCAUACAGCUGGGGAUUACAAAAAUGGAUACGGACAGAGGCCAGUGGAGCUAGAAGGGGUUUCAGUGUGCUGGAAAGGCUCCCCCGUCUUCUACCUGGCGCUGGUGGUGCUCCCCAGGGUUAAUCAGCAGAAAAGGGACUCGAGAGCGGCAACAAGAGUAGAGCCUGAAGAGCUUGUGAAACAAGGAAAGGAGGUACGGGAUGCUGGAGCUGGGGAGGAGGAGGAGGAUGACAAGUUGACAUGGUGGCGUUCAGUGGUUGACCGGUGGAACAAGGUUCGCCAGAUGCUGGCACAGCAGGGCCAGAAGAAGGUCUUCUGGGAUGCGAAGGUAGCUCUUAUGGUGCUCUCAUGCCCAGCCAUACGCUGCCCUCCAGAGCUCCUCCCUCUGCAGUUGACGACUUUGGGCCAAGGAGUGGCGGGGCAGUGUGGGGUGAACGAGUUAGCGAAUGAAUCGGGGGUGCAGAAGCAAGGGGGAUUGCAUGGAAGCUGGGGGGAUGGGCAGCUGCGGCUAGAUCAGAUGCAGCAGCAAGGAGGGAAGAGCUGGUUACAGUCGAAAGCAGCACGAGGAGCAGGGGCUGGGGGUGGGAUAGUGCAGGGAGAAGUGCGGCAAGCAUGGGUACUGCAGCCGCUCCCAGCAGCAUAUGUUGCAGGCCCGAUUCUUGAUAUGCGUCUGCUGGCAUGGGCUCUUGAUCCGGACGGCGAGAGCAAUAAAGAGAAGACCAUUGAAGAGGCAGUGGCCAGCACGCUCCCUGCAGAAGCAGCAGCCAGGGCACAGCGAGCAGGGAGGUGGCAGGCUCAGCUGGGCCGGGCAGCACGGGAUGGCUGCUGCAGACGAGCCGCACAAGUUCGGGAGCUCUGUGAUGUGCUGUGGAAGCGCCUAUUCUCCCAGUGCUUGGAGGAGCCUCUCAUGCAAAACGAGAUGCCACUGGUCCCUGUAGUCGCAUCUAUGGAGCUCCUGGGCGUGGGAGUGGACAUGCGUCAGUGCAUGCUCCUGAGGAGAGUCCUGCGGGCCAAGGUGGCUGCUUUGGAGGAAGCGGCGCAUGAGAUGGCAGGGCGCCCCUUCAUGCUUUCUAAUCCCAGCGAGCUCGCCAUUAUACUCUUCAAGACCCUCGCUCUUCCAGUCCCCCCAACCUUUGUUGCCAAAGGGCCCAAGUCACAGCCGGGCCCAACCGACAAAGCAGCUCUGGAGUUUCUGAAGUCGAAGCACCCAAUUGCGGCGGUGAUUCAAGACUACCGCUGCAUAGCCAAGCUCUGUGCCACCAUCAACACCCUGUUGCACCGAGUGAAAGACCAGCACGGUCUUUCAAGGGAACUUGUCAACGACUUGGAAAUGCAGGCUUGUGGAGCGGACCAGUGCAACAGGGUAGAAAUCGAGGGAGGAGCUUUUGAUGUGGAGAUGGGAGGGAAGCAAGGAAAGCGGCGGACAUGCUACACAGUGCAUGGUCGGUGGCUGCAGACAUCAACAGCAACAGGACGUCUUUCCAUGGAAGAACCAAACUUGCAGUGCAUGGAGAAGCCAACAAGCUUCAUUCUAAAUGAGGAUCUGCUUCCUGACUCUCUCAAGUUGGCACUGGUAGAAACGAGUGGGGGUGGGCAGGGUGGUGCAAACAAGGGUGCGAAGCAAGUUGAGGAGGAGAAGAAGGACCUUUGUCACGCCUCCUUUGUUCUUUGGGCCAACAUCCUCCCCUACCUUUUGGGCAGUCAUAUCUUCUGUCCCUUUGGCACAAACAUCGACCCGUACACACAGGCCACAGUCAUUUCCGUGCUCUCAUUUCCCUUUCACAUUCUCUCUGAUGUCUUACCCCUGACCAUGCUUGCACCACCACUCCCCGUACAGCCAUCUCGGCUUCUCCUAGUAGCAGAUUAUUCUCAGAUUGAGGUCCGCCUGAUGGCUCAUUUCUCCAAAGAUCCAGCCCUCAUCUCGCUCCUUUCCCGCCCUUCCGGAGACCUCUUCCGCACCAUGGCUGCCUGCUGGUCCGGCACUCCCGAGCCUCAAGUGACCAGUGCGGAGCGGGACCGAACCAAGCGCCUGUGCUACGGUCUGCUGUAUGGCAUGGGGAACAGCGCACUGGGUCAGCAGCUUGAGUGCAGCGUGGAAGAAGCUAGCAAGUACAGGAAGAGGUUCUUGCAGUCGUUCCCAGAUGUGGACAGAUGGCUGGACAGGGCUGUGAAGGAAUGCAGAAGUAAAGGAUACAUUCAGACGCUAUGUGGGCGAAGGCGUUUCUUGGAAAAUAUCAACAACAGGAGCAGUGCAGAUAAGGCCAAAGCACAACGCCAGGCUGUCAACUCCAUAUGCCAGGGGUCAGCAGCAGACCUCAUUAAACUGGCCAUGGUCCGUCUUCAGUCAGCUAUAGCUCCACCUGCUCUCACCCAGCCGCUGGCAUCCACAUCACCACCAGUGACAGCAGCACCAGCACCUGAUUUUGCAGCUCCACAAGCAACCUCCGCAGCAGCAGCAGCAACAGCACAGGUUUCAUCAGUUGCACCCUCAGUCAUUCCGGGUCACCAAACAUCCACCAGCGGGCUGGCGCUGGCUGUGCUCCCACAACCAUCAUCCUCGAUUCUCACUCCUCAGCAGCAGUUCUGCCAUGUUCAAUGCCCCUCCGUUCUUCCUCCUGUUGCUGCUCCUGGGGCAUCCUCCCUUGCAGGCCACUGCAGGCUGGUUUUGCAGAUUCAUGACGAGUUGGUGCUGGAGGUAGAGCGACCCUACCUGCAGCCUGCAAAGGAGCUGCUACAGACAUGCAUGGAAAAUGCCAUGACUCUUGCAGUUCCGUUAUCAGUGAAGCUGCAUGUGGGAACAUCGUGGGGCACACUUGUGCCCGUUGCUGACUGGAAGGAGACAUGA